AUGGAAAUUGGGGGUGUUUGGGUUCACAGGAAGAGUGGGAGUAGUCGGCGUAUUAUUAUUGGAGACAUGUUUGGAGGGGGAGCACCUGGUUUUGCCCUUUAUUUUAAAGGGAAAGCAGCGGGUUGUGUUGUUUUUAUGUACAAAUCUGGAAGUUUGAAGAGGAAACAAAGAAAGAAGGAGGAACAAUUGACUCGAUCACAACGAGGUGCUCUUGAUAGGUUCUUUGUCAGAGAACGUUCAACUAUUUCAACUGAAGAUUUAGUUGAUGAAUACGAUGACAAUGAUAAUAAGGAAUUGAUUGAAGAUGAUGGCCUUGAUGAAAAUCACGAUGAUGAUCCAAGUCCUAAUGAGAAUGAUGGCAAUGCAGAUGUUUAUAGUAUGAAUCACAAUGAGAAUGGUGACACCGAAUUUAAUGAAGAAAUGUUUAAUGAGAAUUUGGAUGCAGUUCAUAAUGACUUAAUUGAGGAAUCAAGAUUAUACACUCGACGCAUACAUAAUGGAGAGACAUCUGAUAGGAUAUGGCUUGUAUACUACAAGGAGAUUGAUAAAGCAUUUUGUUUUUGUUGUAAGUUGUUUAAGAAAAAGCCUAUGAUAACUCAGCUAGCAAAUGAAGGAUAUAAUGAUUGGUCACAUGUGGGUGUGCGGCAUAAUGAACAUAAACUUAGAUUGGAAAAGGAUCAGACAAUUGACAAAUCUUUUGAAGAUCAUAUCAUGAAAGAGAAGGAGCAUUUGAGAAAACUGUUACGAAGGUUGAUUUCAAUUGUGAAAUAUCUUGCUAAAUAUAAUUUGGCUUUUCGGGGCAAAAAUCAGAGAAUUGAUAAAGAAAACAAUAGAAAUUUUAUGGGAUUAGUUCAGAUGGUGGCAGAGCAUGAUAAAGUGAUGGAGGAACAUCUUCGUUGCAUUCAGAAUAAGCAGAUCCGUUAUCAUUAUCUAAGUAAUGUUAUCCAAAAUGAGUUGAUACUCAUGAUGUUUUCUGAAAUCCGAGGUGUCACUGCUAGUCCAGUUAAAGUGAAUGAGUAUUUCAUACAAUUUUUUAAUGUGGAUGACACAAGUGGCCUUGGACUUUUUGAGGAGUUGCAGAUGGCUCUAACGGGUAUUUAUCUUGAUAUUGAUAAUGUUCGAGGACAAGGAUAUGAUAAUGGAUCGACUAUGAAUGGGCAUAAGCAAGGUGUACAGAGUAGACUUCUGGAUAUUAAUCCAAGAGCAUUUUACACUCCAUGUGCUUAUCAUAGCCUUAACUUAUCCCUUUGUGAUAUAACAAACUGUAACUUCAAAGCUCAAGAUUUCUUUGGAGUAGUACAACGAAUUUAUUCCUUGUUCGCAAAUUCUACAAAACGUUGGAAGAUUUUGAUGGAUAAUCUUAUAGGAGUUACUCUCAAGCCAUUAUCGACCACACGUUGGGAAGGUGGUGUUGAAAGUGUUAAGGCGAUUCAAUCACAACCUCUACAGAUCAGACAAGCUUUACUUCAAUUAGCAGAAAAUGACAAAGACACAAAACCUCUACAGAUCAGACAAGCUUUACUUCAAUUAGCAGAAAAUGACAAAGACACAAAAAUAAGAAGUGAAGCUAAAUCUUUAGCAAAUAAGCAUUUGCAAGAGAAAGAUAUUUCAAUUGAUGUUGCUAUAGAAUUAGUAAAUGGCCUGAUUGUUUCCUUCAGAAAGUAUAGAGAAACUGGGUUUGCAGAGGCCAUGAUUACUACCAAAACACUUGCUGCUAAUUUGGGAGUUAAUUCAGUAUUUUUUGAGAAGCGACAAAUCUUUAGAAAAAGACAUUUUGAUGAGGUUGGAGCUCAGUCAUCAGAGUUAACUCAGCAGUCGGGUGAGGAAAAUUUUAGAGUUCAUUAUUUUCUAUUACUGGUUGAUCAAAUGAUUGGUUCAUUAGAGAAAAGAUUUGAACAAUAUCAGACAUAUGAGAAUAUUUUUGGGUUUUUAUUUAGACCGAAAAAGUUAUAUGCAUAUCAGAAUGAUGAUUUAAAAGCUUGUUGUGCUAAUCCUACAAACAAUCUUAAGAAAGAAAGUUCUUCUGAUGUUGAUGGAGAUGAAUUAUUUACAGAGUUGCUAAUCUUACAAAAUAUGUUUCCAUCAGAAAAUAUGAAAGCCAUUAACGUAUUGAAUUUCUUGAAGAGGAUGAAUUAUUUCCCAGCCGCUAGCAUUGCAUAUAAAAUCUUGUUGACUAUACCUGUCACGGUUGCAUCGGCGGAACAUAGCUUCUCAAAGUUAAAGAUAUUAAAAUCAUACUUGAGAUCAACCAUGUCGCAGGAGAGGCUAAACAGACUGGCUUUGCUCUCAGUUGAAAGUGGAUUCUUAGACAAGAUUGAUUAUGAAGCUUUGAUUGAUGACUUUGCAAAAAAAAAAAUGCAAGGAGAAAAGUUUUCCAGUGAAGUUUUUGAUGUCGGACAUGUCAAGAUUAUUAGUAAGAUGUUGAUUUAG
Asparagus officinalis (garden asparagus) is the source of this 2430-nucleotide messenger RNA. RefSeq names its product zinc finger MYM-type protein 1-like. The transcript has 6 exons. Bases 1 to 2430 code for a protein of 809 amino acids. The record is from RefSeq and is a predicted model, not a curated record. Lineage: Eukaryota; Viridiplantae; Streptophyta; Magnoliopsida; Asparagales; Asparagaceae. Gene Ontology annotation, molecular function: protein dimerization activity.